Symbiodinium necroappetens is the source of this 5817-nucleotide messenger RNA. The record is from the annotation of a GenBank genome assembly. NCBI's taxonomy places the organism in Eukaryota, Dinophyceae, Suessiales, Symbiodiniaceae.
AUGGAGCCUCGGCCAUGCAAAGCAGAAGAGCCGGUGCCUGUGGCCUCGGGCGUCCCGGUCACGAAGUCGGCCGCCUACCCACCGAGGCCAGUAGCUGCACCGCAGGUCUAUUACCGUCCCGGCACCGUCGCCGCCCCGGCAACCGUUACCUAUGCCGCACCUGCUGGCACGCCGCUGGGGCAGCCGGCGGCGGUUCGUUCCGUGGUGACAAUGGCGCCCACUCCGGCGGCCACCUCCGUGACUUCGGCACCGCUCUCCGUCUCUACGCGCACGCUUGGCCAAGUUGGUGUGCCCCAGGUUGCCACGGCUCUCCCUCCAGGGGCACGGAUCAUCCGCACCUCUCAGCCGACAGUGGUGCCGGGCGCACAGGUCGUGCCGGCGUCUGCGACAAGGCCCAACACGGUUGGCGGGCCGGCCUACUCUCAAAGUGCCUAUGAAACUAAGCACGAGAAGGAUGCGCAACUGCAGAACCUGAAGGAGCUCAGGAAAACAUGUGGACUCAAGGAGAUUCCUGUUCAUGAUGGGCUGCAGGCAUUCAAAAGCGCGGCCACAACUAUGGACCAGGACCAGGAGCCUCUCAACUUCUUGGUUGCAGAGGGCGAGAUGCGAAUGCGACGACUGCUCAAGAUUCAUGGCUCCAGCGUGGCUUUACGGGGCUUUGGAGCAUCAACUCUUCCGGCUGGAUUUGCCUUGGCCUUCUCCGGCCCAGCCUGCUCCUUUCCCUCCUCCUCGAACCAGGCCCUUGACCACCUGCACCUGGCUACCGAUAGCCUCUCCCGACUGUAUUCCUUUGUGCAGCUCGCUGCCUGUAUCCUGCAGAGCCGACAGGGCUCGCCGAAGCGUGCUUCCUUUCGUUGCCCGCCCUCCGGUGGCUGGGUCUCCUGGACAGGUGGCUUCCUGCUUGCUCUUCCCGCCGGUGCUGUGCCCCCGAGCCUCCUGGCCCAGGGAAACGCUGGCGAUCCCGAGGCUAUGUUCGGGCCCUCGACUGUGCUGACCGUCCCGGCAAUGGAGGAGCAGGAGGAUGGAGCCGAGGCGGCCACCGAGACCUCCAUCGAAAUUUUGGUUGUCGAUUUCUCCGACGCCGCCGCUGCUUACCUCGAGCCCUUCGACCCGCUAUCGUUGGAGGACCCCGUGCCGUUCAGCGAGGAGGCCCCCCAGGUCUUUCCAGAGUGCAGGCAACUGGUUGCUUUAAGCAAGUCGUGGGUCAGGACUGCCGAAGGGGAGCGCAUAGCUUUCUACUCCGCCCAGGAAGGCGAAGACGAGGCACCCGAGCAGGCCGACCCCGUGGAGGCCCCGGCUGCAACUGCAAAGGCGAAAGGAAAACGUGUUACUACGGCCCAGCUGGCCGAGCAGCUUGGCUCGAUCAGCCAACUCCUCCCGGCCAUCAGCGACAGGCUCCAGGACCUUGCGGAGAGGCAGAAGGAGUUGGAGACCAAGGUGACGGCACAGGCAAGUACGCCUCAGGUGCCGGCUGGACCGGCCCACAAGCAGCCCUUCACCCUGCCGACCUCCAAAGCUGCCCCUGCUACCGUGAGCCCAACUCAGGCUCUGGUGUCCGUGCUGGGGCCGCCUCCGCGCUCCAGACCUUUGCCUUCCGCGGCCGCUCCGGGAUCCUCCCUGCCUCAGCCGAUUCCCCCAGACGACGAAGGGGGUCAAGACACUACCACGGCCAGUGCAUUGGCUCAACAGACUGCGGCCCUUACUCAGCUGGUGUCUCACCUGAUCCAGGCCUCCGACGGCUCAGGAGACUUCGUGGGCGCGCCGGCGCCCUCCGGGCUGUCUUCCCGCGCCUCUGCAAAGCGAGAGCGACUUCAAGCCGAACUGGCCCAGCGAACGGGAAACUUUAUGCUGGCCGUCGCUCAGAGCGGCUUCAGGCGGAGCUACCCCACGGAAACCAUGCCUCGGACCCUGGACGAGUUUCGGCAGGAGCCGCGCCGCUUCCUUUUCAGCCACUACCUGGAGCGCCAUGGGGGCUACCAGCACCAACGGGACCUGGGUCUCAUUAUGCACAUGGUUACCCAGGUGGCCGACCUCCUGAUGGCGAGCGAGGUGGAGGGCAGCCUGGACCUGCUGGCCCUUAUCAUGGUCUGCCUCGAGCAGGCAGCCGCCGACCACGGGAAGUUCGAGGUGGGCUUCACUCUUUCCCUGUUUGCCGAGCCACCCCAACCGGGGAUCACCACACAACCCCCGGCUCAGAGCCUUCGCUCCCUUGUGCCCGGCGGCGUGGGCGACGACCGCCUUGGCCUUCCUAAAGGAGACCGAUGUGAUCUUAUCUCGCCGCCAGGAGGCAUCCGGUCAGGCAGCCUCCUCGGGUCAAACUGCCGAGGACACGUCGGCGACUGCAAAGAAGCCUCCUCGGAAGCCACGUUUCCCGAGGAAGCCAAAGGAGACGUGAGGGGAGGGGGUCGGCGGCCUGGUGUGACACCUCGGCCCUCUCAGCCUUGCCCUUUCCCUGGUCUAGGCCCUUCGCCUGACCCGCGGGCCGGUGAGCUGCCCGGCGUCGUGCCGCCUAGUUUGGACCCAUUGGCCUUCAGGACCUCCCUGUCCCUCGACAGGUCAAGCCACUCCGGCCGCACAGUCGCCUCGCCUUUCCUUCAGGAGCUGGCGCCUUCGAAGACUUUGUUUCCUUUGCCAUUGCCCUACUUCGGGCUGUUUAACGGCACCUCCCCGCCCCCCAACGCGACUCAGGCAAAGGCCCUGGAUUACCUUGGGAGGCUUGUCAAAGCUUCCGGUGGCCCUGAGGAUGGGAAGCCUUUCUCGGUCUCCCUCCCCUCGGCGUCUCGCCGUUCUUCUCAAUUGAUUGCACGCCUGGCGGAGCUCUCUGAGCAGCUGACCUGGUCGGGGUCUUCUUUCGACAAGUACGGCCGUGCCUUUCCUGGUGCGCCCCUUGGCCCUGACGCUGCCCGGGACGCCCUCAACCCUUACAGGUCGUUGGACCCCUCGCGGCUCGUGCUGGCCGGCCAAGCCAACUGGGACCCGUCGGAGUUCCUUGAUGACCUGUUUUACCUCCCCUUCCGAGAGCCCCAGUCUAUCCUCCUCCCUGAGGUUCCCCCUCCUGGACCUGGCGAGGUGCCUGACUUGACACGCGAGGACCCAGCUUCGGUGCUUGGACUUUGUCGGGUCUGGGACUCCAAGGGACUGCUUCGGCUCUCAAAGAGCGGCCCCGCUGGUCCGCACCAGGGGGUUCGCAUCUUUAACGCCGUGAAAUCCGCUGGAGUCUUGGCCGGUCCCUCGGGCUCUCUCCCCAGCGGCCCUCUCCUCGGUGGCCUCUUCAUCGUACAGAUAGCCACCCAGCUCCGCAAUCUCAGAGCUUUCUCUCAGCUCGCCCUCCUUGAGGACACCCCGAGCGGGACAAGCCAGGUCGAGACUAGGCCCCCUGCCUGCCGUUUCCACUUCCUCGAGAUUUGGGGCGCUUCUUGCCCGAUCUCCCCUCUCCUCUCUGCUCUCGGCUGGACUGUUGGUCCCCGUCUUGACCCAGCCGUGUCCCUUGAGUACGACUUGUGCUCUCGGAGAGUGUUUGAGUGGAUCGCUUUCCUGCUUGAGCGGGGCCGUGUUGACGCCCUCGGUGCUUCGCUUCCGCUGGCCACCUUUAGCCCCGUCGCAACUGCCAACACCUACGCCCGUCGAGUCCUCGGGCUUCUGCGUCUCUGCGGCCGCUUCGGUGUGCCCGCUGUGCUGCUGCACCCUGCGGCUUCGUUUGCACCCCAGCUGCCGCCCUGGCUUUCCUUACUUCGGACCGAGCAGGCCUCACAAGAACGGGCUCCCUACACGCGUGCCUUCGGAGCUUCUCAGGCCGCAGCUUCUCAGCCGUACCUCGUUGUGCGUGUGUGCCUCCCUUCCUUUGCCGAGGCCUCACAAAACUGGAGGUACUGGCACCUUGCUCCAGGCCCUGCCGGUGGAGCACGCGAAGCCGUCUCCCGUGAGGCCGCCGCGCUUCUUGACCUUGGGCUCGCCCGUCGCGCAGCGGCCCUCGCCUUCUCCGCGCUUCCGACGGAAGGCUUGGAGUCAGUCUUCGUCAACGACCUCGCGCUUAGCCUCCCCUGGAAGGUCUGCAAGGCUUGGACUUGGCCGCGCCCCGUGCAUAUAAACAUUCUCGAGGCUUCCUGCGUCUACCGGCUCGUCUGUGCCCUGGCAAGGCAGACCGGCCCGCUCCGAGUUGUCAGCUUGUGCGACAGCAACGUCGCAAAGUGCGCUAUCACGAAAGGGCGCUCCCCCUCUUUCGGGCUCUCUCCCGUGUUGCGUCGCCUCGCGUCGGUCAGCAUAGCCUUCGGCAUCUCCUGUAGCCUGGCUUUCUGCCCGACUCGCCUCAUGCCUGCCGAUCACCCCAGUCGUGACAGCGCCAUCCCUGAGCCUGCUCCUAGUGUCCUGCAACCCUCUAACAAGCCCGGCUCGCUGCGAGCUCUCGUUGGCCUGCCUCCUCUCCGUCGGUGGGCUUCUGGUUGGGUCCGCCUCGUUCUUGGACUUGGCUUCCCUUUCCCCUGGGCCGGAGGGCACCGCGACGCUGGCCGGUCUUUUCGCACGUUCGUGCCUUCGCCCCUGGACUUUGACCGGACUCUUGGUUUUCCUGGAGAAGGCCCAGCUGGCUCCCUUGCUCCCUGGCUUUGCUUUUGGGCCUGCUUUGCCUGGCUGCUGCCUGCUUGCUUUGGGGCUUCUUCUUCGGGUUCAGGGUUUGUAGCCUCGCCUCCUGCUAGCCAUGGCCGCCUCGCCCCUAGGAAUGCUGGAGACCAGUGGAGGAAGAGCCGUCGAGGCUCCGACGACCUUCCCACGGGAAGGCUCGUCGAAGCUUCGACCCAAAAGCAACGGGACGCCCUCUGGAACGCCUUUGCCCGGUGGCUGGCGGAUCAAGGCAUUAAUGCCGAGGAACUGGUUCAGCCCCCUGGCUCCUCUGACGUUGACUCUGUGAACUGUAUCCUGACGAGGUACGGCAGGGAGCUCUACCGUGCUGGCCGACCCUACGCCCACUACAGUGAGCUCAUCAACGCCUACUCUUCGAAGGUUCCGAAGCUCAGGCGCCUGCUUCAACCAGCGUGGGAUCUGGCCUUCUCAUGGAAGCGAGCUGAGCCAGGAAGGCACCACACGGCUAUGCCCUGGCAGGUCCUAUUGAGCUUAGUCACCACAGCUUUUUUGUGGGGCUGGCCUAGAACAGCGGGCCUCCUGGCACUCUCCUGGGGCGGGCUGCUGCGCAUCGGAGAAGCGCUCGCAGCGCGCCGCUCGGACCUUAUGCUCCCCAAGGACGUCUGGAACACUAUAGACUUCGCCUACCUGUCCAUCCGGGAGCCAAAAACCAGGUAUUCGGCGGCGAGGCACCAGUCGGUGCGCAUCGACCAGCCGAACGUGUUGAGGAUAGUGACUGUCGCUUUUCAAGCUUUGGGACCCGCUGAGAAGCUUUGGCCCUCCUCUGCCCAGACUUUGCGCACGCGUUUUCGUCAGCUUUGCAGUGCUUUAAGGCUCCCAUGUGGGAGCGGAAGCAAGGCCCCAGGACUGGAACUGGCCUCGCUCCGCGCAGGCGGAGCAACCUGGCUCCUUAUGGCAGAUGAGGACUCCGAACUCGUCCGCCGCCGAGGUCGAUGGUUGACUUCGAAGAUCAUGGAGAUCUACAUUCAGGAAGUAUCAUCCAUCCAGUUCUUGCCCUCCCUGCAGGCGGAGCCAAAGCGUUUGGUGUAUGCAGCCUUGGAGGCCCAUGCUGACAUCUUGCACAAAGUCGAGUUUUUUAUCGCCACGGGCAUUUUGCCCAGUAUGUGGUACAGAUUAUUUGCAGCGAGGACGGUCGCAGUCGACGAUGUGGGUACUCUGGGUGGAGCUGCGAAAGUUCGUUAA